Macrosiphum euphorbiae (potato aphid) is the source of this 540-nucleotide messenger RNA. The record is from the annotation of a GenBank genome assembly. Lineage: Eukaryota; Metazoa; Arthropoda; Insecta; Hemiptera; Aphididae.
AUGCCAUUUUUAGUCGGAAUCAUGGUCUGGACAGGUGUACAUCGUGGUUUCGUCGUGCGUGCGUAUUACGAAAAUAAUCAUUCUGUGAUCGCUACACAGAGGGCUUUUCGUAGACACUUCGGUAUUCCACGUACCGAAUCUAUUCCUUAUGCUAACAAUAUUAAAUUUUGGAUACGGCAAUUGGAAGAAACUGGAAGUACCCUAAGUGGACUUGGACACGGAGCACCCAGAACGGUAAGAACCCCCAAAAAUGUGCAGUUGGUUAGAGAAUCAAUUGAGCAGUCACCAAGACGCUCUGCCCGAAAACACGGGGUAGCUUUGGGAAUCUCAGACUGUUCUUUGAGGAGAAUUCUUCACGAAGAUUUAUCAUUCCAUCCCUAUAAGUUAAUGCUUGUCCAAGAGUUACAUGCUACUGGCUACGACAACCGUAAAAAUCUCUGUCAGCAAAUUCUUUUGCGAAUCCCUCCGAAAUCAACUUUUUUCUGUAGCGAUGAGGCCCACUUUCAUCUUUCUGGAACUGUACAUAAACAAAAUUUUUAA